UCGUCGCGAAGCACAUGAUCCCGAGCGGCGCUGCAGAGACUCCACUCGGUCCGGUUCGGCCCAAACAAAAACAACAAGGAGCGCGCGCGGAGAGAAAAACAAACCCCCAUCUGGAUUAUAUUUCCCCGAGCUGAACGCAUCCCGUCCGCUCAUGAGCAACAGAGGACCCCGAUGAGGCGCCCAGUCAGCUGACCUCCUCCCGCCGCCGCGCUCCACCCGGGGGCCAGUGAGGCUUCGGCCCGCCGUCACCAUUUCCCCUCCGACUCGUCCCCCCCGCAGCGUCUCCAAGCUGUUUCUCCGACGAGUUUUCCAGAAACUCGGACUGUUUCCCAAAGCCGAAGCUCCGCCCUCCCAGCCUGAGGUGAUGGGAAGCGUGCGAGCCAGCCAAUACAGCAUUGUGUCAUCCGAGGAGGACGGCAUGAAGCUCGCCGCCGCCGCCGCCGCCGCCGCCGCCGCCGCGCCCAACGGCUACGCCAAGAGCAAGGUGCUCACGCGGCACCGGCCGCAGAGCCGCUUCGUGAAGAAGGACGGCCACUGCAACGUGCAGUUCAUCAACGUGAGCGAGAAGGGGCAGCGCUACCUGGCCGACAUCUUCACCACCUGCGUGGACAUCCGCUGGCGCUGGAUGUUCAUCAUCUUCUGCCUCGCCUUCCUCCUGUCCUGGCUGUUCUUCGGCUGCGUCUUCUGGCUGGUGGCCAUCUUCCACGGCGACUCGGCCGGCGACGCCAAGAAGUGCGUCUCCAACGUGAGCAGCUUCACCGCCGCCUUCCUGUUCUCCAUCGAGACGCAGACCACCAUCGGCUACGGCUACCGCUACGUGACGGACGAGUGCCCCGUGGCCGUCUUCAUGGUGGUGUUCCAGAGCAUCGUGGGCUGCAUCAUCGACGCCUUCAUCAUCGGCGCCGUCAUGGCCAAGAUGGCGAAGCCCAAGAAGAGGAACGAGACGCUGGUGUUCAGCCACAACGCCACGGUGGCCAUGAGGGACAACAAGCUGUGCCUGAUGUGGCGCGUGGGCAACCUGAGGAAGAGCCACCUGGUGGAGGCGCACGUGCGGGCGCAGCUCCUGAAGUCGCGGACGACGGCGGAGGGCGAGUACAUCCCCCUCGACCAGACGGACAUCGACGUGGGCUUCGACAGCGGCGUGGACCGCAUCUUCCUGGUGUCGCCCAUCACCAUCGUCCACGAGAUCGGCGAGGGCAGCCCGUUCUACGACAUGAGCCGGCAGGACCUGGAGACCUCGGAGUUCGAGAUCGUGGUCAUCCUGGAGGGCAUGGUGGAGGCCACCGCCAUGACCACGCAGUGCCGCAGCUCCUACGUCGCCGGAGAGAUCCUCUGGGGCCACCGGUUCGACCCGGUGCUCUUCGAGGAGAAGAACUACUACAAGGUGGACUACUCCCGCUUCCACAAGACGUACGAGGUGGCGAGCACGCCGCUGUGCAGCGCCCGCGACCUCGCCGAGAAGAAGUACAUCCUGUCCGCCUCCAACUCCUUCUACUACGAGAACGAGAUGGCGCUGGAGAACAAGGAGGACACGGACGAGGGCAACGGGGGCAGCGUGGGGCCCGACGGCACCCAGGCCGACAACAUCUCGGAGGCCGAGCACGGCCAGGCUCCGGCGCCGGCACCGCCGCCGGAGCCCCGCCCCCUGAGACGAGAGUCGGAGAUAUGACUUCCCUGAGCUCUCAGCCCUCGACGCGAGGGAUGAUCGUCUCUCUGCUCCCUGGACGGCAC
Messenger RNA from Pseudoliparis swirei, 1731 nucleotides. RefSeq names its product potassium inwardly rectifying channel subfamily J member 2a (gene kcnj2a). The record is from RefSeq and is a predicted model, not a curated record. Bases 365 to 1669 code for a protein of 434 amino acids. Gene Ontology annotation, biological process: potassium ion import across plasma membrane; regulation of monoatomic ion transmembrane transport. Gene Ontology annotation, cellular component: plasma membrane. The transcript is spliced from 2 exons. NCBI's taxonomy places the organism in Eukaryota, Metazoa, Chordata, Actinopteri, Perciformes, Liparidae. Gene Ontology annotation, molecular function: inward rectifier potassium channel activity.